GAUACCUACACACACCUGUGACACACACCUCAGUCACAUUUCUUGGCGUCUUGAGGAAAAUUCCAGAGAACGCUGCACACACCUUGAAGUAAACAGUCUCUAUCAGAGUAAGAACAGGGACAAAAGAGAUCUCUCGGGUACUGCCUUCCAUUUUCUCUGUGUAACCCACUCACUUUCUUAUCCUGUUCCAGUGUUUACUCCACCUGUUUAAAGAUACAUUCAUUACCAGCUCUCCUCCCAUUUCAGUCGCUAUUCUAGCCUGGGGAAAAGCUAAACAGAUUGUUAACCUGACUACAGACAGGAGGCUUGCUGUGCAAUUUUCUAACCAUUAGGACAAGGGAGUGAACCUGUUUGUGUUUCAAGGAAAUGUUUUCUGUGUCCACCCAUUUAAUCCAGGUAAAGGGUAUUGUUCUGCACCUCAGUGCAGUCUUGGAUCCCAGUCCGGUAAAGCAUGAAUUUUGGAUAUGGAUACUAUUGAACUGCAGAGCUAGUAAUUUUCAGGUUAUGUGGCAUUGUGGGACAAUGACGACUGCCACCCAAACUACAGCAAGGCCUACACUUCCACAUGCUCAAGUCUUUCCCUCUGGAUUCCCUCUCUCCCAGUGAGCUCAUGGUCGUAACAGGCUGCUGCUUCUUGUACCUGGUUGGCAGGUUCACUGUAUUCUUUGCCUAACAACUUCCUUCCACUGCUGUUGAAAAUUAAGAGUCCUUGCUUGGCAGCUGCUCUUCCUUAGCUUCUUGAAGCACCAAGCCUUCUUUUUCUCCAACAGGUGUGCUGUGGUGUGAACCUACAGGCAGAACUUUGUGCUGAAAAGCAUUAGAAAUGGAAGAUUUUAGUCUCCAAAUCAUUUGCAAUUAUUCAAUUUAAUUUAAUUGUUAUCUGGAUGUUUCAGGCGCUUUGGGGACACUGUGGUGGGGACUGUUCUCCAAAAUAUAAUUUUCAAUAUGCGCUAAGAUUCACAGGACAUUGAAAAUCAUUGUUGAACAUGCCAUUAAAGGUCAAGGCCAUUUUGGGCAAAUUAACAUAAGGAUUAUAUUCAAAACUCAGGAAGCAAUUGUGCCAUUUUUGAUCGCACUGGGAAGACCUCAUUUAGAGCCCUGGGUUCAGGAGGCCUGAGCAUUUUAAUUCAAGAAAGGUGCUGACAAAGGAGAAAGGAUUGAGAGGAGAGCUAGAAAAUGAUAAGAAGGUUAGUACAGACAGGGGAGGGAGCAAUUUCCAUUUCCCCUUCUGCACCUUCAGGUACAAUAUCUGAAUUAUUUGUCUCUUGUAAAAAAACAACAACACACAGCUAAAUGUCCAUUGAAAAUACUUGGCAAUGAGCAGAAUGGAACUGCAACCACACUUCUGCAUGUUGUAAAGCUGGGGUGCGGAACCUGGUGCCCUCCAGAUGUGUUGCUGAAUUCGAGCUUUCCUCUACCCAGGUCAGCAUGGUCAAUAGCGGGGAUGAGAUCUGUAAUCCAGCAACAUCUGGAAAGCUGCUGGUUCCCCACUCCCGUUGCAAAGUUAUAUGUGCAGGGCUGACUCAGGACAUUUUGCCACUAGGGUAAAAUGACAAGAUGAUGUGUGUCCCCCUUCCGAUUGGACUGGUAGUUGAAUCUGACUUCAACACUGGUGAUGGGGCAGCAGGCUAGUGUAGGGUUGGUAGCACAGGCUGUAUGGCACUCACAACUUUCUCCUUCAAUACCUCCCCAACAUUCCUGGCCCACAGCAUCUGCGGGGGCCUCUGUAUGCAAAACUAUAUGUUGCGUAGGAUGCUAUAUAAAUAUAUUGCUUCAUAUUUCAUCAGAAAUCUCUAAACUGUCUCCAAAAUAUCAGAAGCCCUCUCUACAGCAACUGAGAGCAGGACUUUCAAAGUUGGCUAUUGCUGUUCUGUGGAGCAGCAGUUCUGAGAUAUGACAGGCUCCCACUAUCUCUAUGUUCCGGAAACAAUUGAAAAUGUUUUUGUUUCAACAAGCUUUUCCAGGUGGACGGAAAGGUCAUUGCUUUGGGUUUCAUUCUGCGUUGAUUGUUCUUAUACUAUUUUCAAAAGCAUUUUUGCUGUUUCUAAAGAUGGAACAUACAUCACUUUUAGGAGAUAUAUUAUGGAAGGUGUUUCACAAAAUGAAUGAAUUAAAUGAUAUAUAAUACAAAUUCAACAUCCAGUGUGCUACAACUGUUAAUAAGAACAGAUCCUAUGUUUUAAGUAACAAUGAGUAUCUAAAGACAAUGUUAAGUAAGUAAAAUAAAUGGGGAGGUGAGCAAAUCAUACAGAAAACAUACGGUAAAUUUGGAUGUGUCUGCUAAAUUUGUAAUAUGGAUCGCAAUCCUAACACAGUUCCAAAGAAACCUAGCUGCCAAGUGCUUCAACCACUACCAGGCAGUCCAAACAGCGACCCAAUUUUUAAAUGAUUUAAAUGAUGGAGAACACCACAUGUGGUAAGCAAAAGUGGAGAGACACUAACGUACCUGGCCUAUUGGCUUUGCUUUUCUGUGUAUCUUUUUUUUUCUCCACCUAGCUAUCCAGAACUAGAGUGAAAUCCUAUAUCCUGCAAUUUAUUAGAUUAACCUUUCAGAAACUGCUUUUAAUUAGAACACUGGGAAACCUCUCUUCACUUGCUGCCAAAUUGUAAAAAAAAAUAAAAAUCAUCACACGAAAGGGGAAACAAAUUAAACAGAGAUAUGUUCCAUUCUGGAUUUGGGUCACUCUGUAAGAAAUCCUAUCAAUAACAGAAUUCUGCAGUGGGAUUCAUGGUGCAUCCAUUUGUUUGUCCACUACAUUGAGAAACCUAUUUUUAAAAGAAUGCAACACACACAACACACACACACACACACACACACACACACACACACACACAAUGAUAAUUAACAAAGUAUAAGUGUAUCUUAGUGGUUGAAAUAGUGACAUGUAGCAAGGAGUCUUGAUUUUUUAAAUAAUAAUAAUUGCUUUGUGUGUCCACGUCUAAUCUUGCCCAUUUCUAAAAUUUAUUUAUUGGUGUGUGUUUUUCUUCUUGUAAAUCUACCAAAUAAUAAAAUGAAAUGAAAUGAAAUCAGGAUUAAGGGGUUAAGAGGGCAUUCGCACUGUAUCCUGUUGAUGUCAUGGUCGUGGCACUUACCCUUCACCUGAUAGGAAAUGUUCUGUGGGGGUGGGCACACACAAAAAUGGGUGGCUGGGGAGGGUCAGUUGGGGGGAGUGAGAGAGAAAUGCCCCUGUUUUCAUCUGAGGAACGUUGUAGGGUGUGUGCUUUGUCUAUACGAGUAGAUCUUCAAAACAAUGCAACAGCUACCUUUAAGCUGAGAAUAAAUCUACGCGCUUGAAAUAAAGACAAAUCGCAUUAGCUCAUCAUGACUGCAGAUGAGUCCUGGCUACCUUGGGAUAAUUGAAUCGUAAAAUAAUUCAGCAUGAUCUACCCAUUUGUCUGUGAUAUGUUUUGAGUGUGCAGCCAUGUACAAACUAGGCUGGCUUUCCAUUGAAGGAAAUUGUAUUUUUGUGAGAGAGAAAGCGAGAUAGAGAUAGAGAUAGAGAUAGAGAGAGAGAGAGAGAGAGAGAGAGAGAGAGAGAGAGAGAGAGAGAGAACUUGCUUUGUAAAGAACUUUUUCAGCGAUGGAAGGAAAAUGUCACCACAUCCUCUGAACAGCAACAUACUGUACAGGCCCACUUCUGUGCCAAAGAAUGAACAGAGUUAAGAGAACAGUGGGCAAUGUUUAUCCUUGUUCCUUUCAGCUCCUCACAGCUGUGUAGAGCCUGGUCAUCAUUACCAACAAAUGAAAAGGAAUGGAAACAUUAACUCUGUGGAAUCUUUGAAGAAGCUGGUGGCAAUGAAGUUAAGAAAGCAUUAACAAUGGAAAGCAUUUAGGAAAAGGUCAACACUCAGAUUAAUGUAUGCUCUCGCUACUGGGCUGCUUCGGGGCUAAGAUGUGCUCGCGCUAUAGAUGAAGGGACCAGUUUAGGGAUGUAGUUAGUCACGGGCUUCCUUCUGUGAGACUGAGGACUGUAGCUGCUUGAUGAAAAUAAUUACCACUACCAUUCUUUGCUCCGAUGGGAAACUGGCUAAUGCUGCUGCUUCCUUUCUUAGGACUUCUGCCAAGCAGCCAGUGUGCUUCUCUCUUCCCACCAGCAGGCUAGCCUUGAUCCUUGGUAGAUUUGACAGAGCAGGAUAUGGUAUCCAUGGGACCUCCAAUUGUUUUGUUGUGCUGCAAAGGAACUGGUAGCAACAUAGUCACCAUGUUCAUAUAGAUACCAAUGAGUGUUGCUAUGGGCAAUGGUGAUGAGGCAAACACAACACAACACACACACACACACACACACACACACACACACACACACAUGCACACACACACCAAGCUAAGUCACUGCUUGAUUUGCUAUUCAGACCACUCUUGAGCACUGAAGCAGUGGCCAUCUGCCAGUGUUUGUAAUAGGAGGUCAGUAUGCACUGACAUUCAAUAAAUUGGUAUUAUAUGCCUCAGAUUUGUGCUUUAUGGGUUCUGCAUUCUUUCAGAAAUAUGAGCGUUGAAUGGAAUUGUGAUUGAAAAUCCACAUAGACAAAUUUGUGUCCAAAGACGAGCAGAUGGUUGCAUUGUCUAUCUCUAAAUAAUAAUGUUAUUUAACCAGAAAAAUGAUUUGACAUACUCAUUGAAAGUAAUGGGACUUAGGCUCAGUAGUAAAUCCACUCAGCUCAAUGAGACUUAUUUCUGAGUACAUGCAGGACCUGGAAUUUUUGGAAAGGUCCCACUUUCCCAAAAAUAAUGUGUUCCCAAUACACUGUUUGUUAGACGAGUGUUCGGAUAACAAGCUGACAAUUUCCUAUGGGAACAUUCCUAAUCGGUGAUCUCUCCCCCCUCUCCUAACAUAGUUUCUUCCUGAAAUGGCUGCAGCCAACCAGCAAAAGAGAGACAAUGGAAAAACUUAUUUGCCUUAUCUAUCCUGCUCUCUGAUUUAUCCAAUCUCUCUCUCCCCCUUCCCUCUCUCCAUUCAUUUUUGCCUGAAAAUGGCUGAUAUCUAAAUUAGCCAUGUGUGUAGCAAUGUUUGGGCAUAAUUAUUCAUGUUCGGAUAAGUGAAUUUUCACAUAUCGAGCAUUCAGAAAGCAGGACCGGUUCUUUGCAAACAAGCUUAUUGGUCAGACAGAAUUAUGCUUUUCAUUUAAACUCGUUUAUUUGGGAUUCACUCUUUUUAUGUUUUAUUUAUUUGUAAUGCAAUAUUUCCUUGAAAACUGAGACAUUGGAACAAAAUCUGGUACUCAUGUUUGGAACACAAUUCUAGAUUUAAAGUAGAAAUAUCUGCUUGAUCUCUGCACCUACAUACCUGUAUUUUCAAAGGAAAGGGACAGGAAAAUGCAAAAUGCACCACAAUGGAAGACUGUAAAUGAAAAUUUAAUAAUUUCCAUUUAGAUGUAUUGAUGAUUUCCUCCCUUUGUCCUGAGAAAGAUUUUAAGAUACUAGACUCCCCACUCCUCCCCAGUUCAUAAAGAAAACAUAUAGUUCAUAGUGAAUGUGCCUAUUAAUAGAAAAGCCAGAAAAAUACAUUUCAAAAUGUACUAGUGUGGAUCAAGAAAUAGGACUGUCAUUUCUUUUCUUUUCUUUUUGACAGAUCACAUUAUUUCCUUCAUUAGGUUCGGGUUCAACUACCAUCUACAAUGUGAAUAAAAUUCAGGAUACAUUCACUGUUUUAUUAAUUGACGUUCCAUGUCGGGUAGUAGCUCUAUUCCACAUUCCUGUGAUGUGAACUUGUCACAGAGUUCACACAAUUAUUAUUUCUCAAGUUAUUCCUGUGGAAAACCACUUGCACUUUCACUCUGCAACAUAAAAAAUAUUUGAGAGUACCGGAGACUUCUCAAGAUUGGAGUGGUGGGGGAGGGGGGAGAGCAUUUAUUACACUUUUUUAAAGAUUUUGACCUAGGAAUGUACCCAGCACAUUAUUUAGAUCCUAUACAUGAUGAAACAGUAGCAGACAUUGAUUCAGUUGGACCAGUGCUAUCAGUGGAUCUGGGAACUGAAUUUGCACAGGGAAAUCCUCUGUUAGGAAUGGGCAAAAUCUGUCACUUUUAGCAGAUUGAAUCCAUUGUAAGUCAUUCUCAGAGUAUGUACUUUGAAAUUGCUGGGCAUGCCUAACUUAGGUCCAUAUGUUUCAUAGAAUCAUAGAAUGGUAGAGUUGGAAGCAACUACAAAGGUCAUCAAGUCCAACACUCAAACCCAUGGCCCUGAGAUUAAGAGUCUCAUGCUAUUCUGAGCAGAAUUUAGUUGGUACAAUCCAGUUUCUAAAUCUUAAAUUCAGUUUGCCACAUUUUUGCAUCAGUUUGUGAUUUUCUUUCUAUAAAAAAAAGUUCUCAUGAAAUUCACCCGCAUCUCAGUGUGUAUAUUUACUAAUAUACCAGCCAGUUUUGCCUAAAAUGCGUUUCUGUAUGAGUUUUCACAAAGAUCAGUAACAUAGGAGCCAACUUCUAGGGGCUGAUUUUCCUAUUCAGGGAACAACAACAACAUUCUUCUUCCUUAAAUAUGUAUUCUUAUGAAACUGCAGGGUAUUUACAAGAACCCCGCCAAUGUUUUUUAUCUGUUUACAAUUUAUCUGUAAAUAUUCAAUAAACCAUUUCCAUUCUUGUAUAAAAAGUUUGUUAUCUUGAUUUAUUAUCCUUCCGGUAAGUUCUGCCAUUUCUGCAUAUUCCAGAAGUUUUUGUAUACAUUCUUACUUUGCUGGGACUUCUUCUUCCUUCCAUUUUGGGGCAAGUAACAUUGUUGCCUCUGUAGUCGCAUACAUGAAUAAGUUUCUAUAUGUUUUAGAUAGCUCUGUCCCUAUAAUUCCCAAUACUGAAUUUUGUUGGUGAGAAAGUGUGACCCCAUAGGGACGGGAUGGUGGCUGGAAAGAAGUGGAGAAAAAGAACGGGAAAUGAAGGUUGGAGGGGGGCAGGAAUAGUAGCCAAGUCAAAAGAGGGGAUUACAAGCUCCUGAUAGGCCUUAAUAAAUGAUUGGUGGCUUGUGGUUGACUUGUUGUUGUUUAGUCGUUUAGCCGUGUCCGACUCUUCGUGACCUCAUGGACCAGAGCACGCCAGGCACUCCUGUCUUCCACUGCCUCCCACAGUUUGGUCAGACUCAUGUUGGUAGCUUUGAGAACACUGUCCAACCAUCUCGUCCUCUGUCGUCCCCUUCUCCUUGUGCCCUCCAUCUUUCCCAACAUCAGGGUCUUUUCCAGGGAGUCUUCUCUUCUCAUGAGGUGGCCAAAGUAUUGGAGCCUUAGCUUCAGGAUCUGUACUUCCAGUGAGCACUCGGGGCUGAUUUCCUUAAGAAUGGAUAGGUUUGAUCUUCUUGCAGUCCAUGAGACUCUCAAGAGUCUCCUCCAGCACCAUAAUUCAAAAGCAUCAAUUCUUUGGCGAUCAGCCUUCUUUAUGGUCCAGCUCUCACUUCCAUACAUCACUACUGGGAAAACCAUAGCUUUAACUGUGGUUGGCUUAAAAGGUCACAAGUUGUGCAGAUCUAUUGGAUAAAGAUGGUGCCUGUUCUGCUACCACUGCCAGUUGUUUCUCCUUUCCCUUUCUUCUCCUGCCAACUUUACUGAGCAGGUUGGCGGUGCAGCUCACGGUUAGGUGACCGCCUUUUCGCUAUCGGCUUUCAGCAGGGCUUAACAGUCAUUUCAGAAAAGAGCUCUAUGAAGGGUAAAUUUUAAUACUCAUAUGACUUGAGGUUUCUUGGACUGCGGCAAGGAAUGGGAGUGUCACCUGUUAUUUGCUUGUUUGUCACACAUUGCGACUCAGCCCUGGCAGGCUGAACAGAGGGAAACCUAACAAGUUCUGUAUGGCUCACUGCUUAUCAGGAGCAGGCACCAGCAGCCAUAUUGUAGGUCAGCAAAACAAAGAAACAACAAAAAGAGGCCUUUUGUGAGGGAUGAAAAGGGAAUGGAAGUGUCUCAGUGACUUUGUGACUGCAUUCUUUUUUGAAAAAUCUUGGUUUUGGAAUAUAUAUAUAUGCAGGCCGGGUGUUUGUCGCUGGGUCCUUCCCAAAAUUUCUAUUUUAAUGGCCUUUUAAAAAGCUUGUAUAAAGUUUAGGCGCAGUCUGUGCAAAAAGUGACCCGGUCUUGAGAGAAAUGAAUGAAGUUUAUAAUACUGGAGCCUCGCAGCUUGUAAAGUGAGAUAAGAGUCUGUCAGUGCUUUCAUUACUCAGGCACAAAUUUCCUUUACAAUCUGCACUGUAGUCUUUACUGUUCCAGCAAGCCAUUCCUAUUCUGCUUUUCAGUAGGCUACGCUGAUUUUGCCCGCUACAAUCCCAGUUAUGGGAGAUAAUGGAACAAAUGAGAAAUGGUUUCAUACACCAAAAAACUCUAUUAUAAAGCCUCAAAGGGGUUUGGGCCUUACAUUUCCAAAACAGUUUGCCUAGAAGUAAGUGGCAUUGAAAUAUAUGGGACUUACUGCUGAGAAAACAGGGUUAGGAGGACUGUGCAGUAAGAGUCCAAUUCCUUUGCUCCAUUACAUACCCUCUAAUAUUUCUCUGGUGAAAACAAGGAUGUCCUAUUUUUAAUAAUUAAUAAUAAUAAUAUUUAUACCACACCCACCUGACUGGGUUGCCCCAGCCACUCUGGGUGACUUCCAACAUAUUAAAACAUAAUAAAACUUUAAACAUUAAGAAAAUCUGAAGGGCUGCCUUCAGAUAUCUUCUAAAGGUUGUAUAGUUACAUAUCUCUUUCGCUCGGGAGUUCCAUAACUCCAUACCUUCCAACAUUUCUCUGAUGAAAAUAGGGACAUCCUAAGGAAAAGUGGGACAUUUCAGGAUCUAAUCAGAAACCAGGAGGGCUUCUGUAAAUCCGGGACUGUCCCUGGAAAAUAGGGACACUUGGAGGAUCUGCCAUGAUAACUUCAAUUAGCUGGAAAAUCACCUCCUAAGAAUUGCACUAAGAAAUGAAGAUAAACCUACUCACAGGGCCCUUUCCAUCAGGGUUGCUCCACCCCCCCCCCCCCAAGAGUCUGAUGCUGUGAAUACAGGAGGGUACAAAAGUUACGAUAUCAAGGAGAAGGCUUGAAAGUAACUGUGAUGAGUUUUCAUGUGGAAGAUGUGGAAGAGGCAGCUCGGCACCUGAACGUGAAGGGCUGCUGUUGCCACUUGUGCAUUUAGCCAUGUCACAGAUAACCAGGACACAAGGAAGGGUGCUUUCAGUAGCUGAUAUAGUAUCAUGGAACUCCUUUCACCCUUUGUGGAUUGUCAAUGUCUAAAUCAGCCCAUGAGCAUUUUGGGUCGUGCUGUAAGAACUGUGUUGUCCCUCAUAGGGUCAAAUCUUAUGCCUCCUGCUGCAGAUUAUGUUGGCUCAAGGAACAAAUAGGUAUAAAUGGAGAAUUCCUGGAUGCCAAGAUCCAAGACUGGGGCAAAUACUCUUUGGUGAGAGAAUUCAGGCAGAGAUUUAAAGUCACCAAAUAUGCAGCAAAGCGAAGUGUAGAAAUAUAGGCUAUUACCAGGGGUCAGCAAACUGUUUCAGCAGGAGGCUGGACAACUGUCCAUCAGACCUUGUGGUGGGCUGAACAAAUUCCUAUGCCCCACAAAUAACCCAGAGAUGCAUUUUAAAUAGAAGAACACAUUCUACUUGUUGUGUAUUGAGUCAAAGGAUUUUAUAUCUGUAUUAUUAUUGUCCGUAUUUGCAUUAGGAUAAAGUAACUGCCUUUUGGUCCCAGAGGGUACAGCUACUAUUGGUUCAUUUAAGCUGCUGUAUUUGGAUCCUCUGUCUUAUUGGUUUCCUCCAAAAGGCAGCACUGUGAUUGCGUGAUAUUGUUCCCUCCAAAAUGUAUCCCUUCCUAGCUAGUCCCCUGUCCCUAUAAAUGUAGCUUUCCUCUCCUCAGUCUUCAGUCUUGUUCACUUUAAUAAAGAGCUGUUACUAGAGAACUGUCUCCAGCAUGUUUUGUCAAGAGAGCUGAAAUCACAAACCCCACGUCACAACAACUGGCGACGAGGAUGGGAUCCGGAAUGCUGAGGAGCGGUUAAACACAACCCUGCCUCAGAGUCCGGAUUGCAGCUGAGAACAAGACUCACUGGCCAGCUGAGAAGACGACCCUGCCCGCUAGGACAAUGGAGAGUCCAAGGGUAUUGGAGCCCUUCCAGCCAUCAGAGCCCCACAGCUGGGAAGACUACGUCGAACGCUUCGAGUUCUUCGCAGUGGCUCAAGGGAUCACCGAUGCCAGCAAAAGAAGGGCCACAUUCCUGAGCUACUGUGGGCCCGAGACCUUCAAGCUAGCCAAGGCAUUACUUGCUCCAGCUAAGCUGAGUGAGACAUCUCUCCAAGAUAUUCUUGCCUGCCUAACAAGCCACUUGGCGCCUACUGAGACCAAGAUGGCCCGGCGGAUGGAGUUCCAUAAGAGGCAGCAGCGUGCUGGGGAGUCUGUAUCCACAUUUCUGGCUGAACUCCGGAAGCUCGCUCAGCACUGCGGCUUCCAAAAUCUGGAAGAGACUCUCCUGGAUCGGUUUAUUGGGGGUCUGAGCAGCAAGAAAGCCAGAAGACGCAUCGUGGCUAAAGAAGAGGUUACCCUUGCUUCAGCCUUGAAGGAGGCCACCGCCACGGAGAAUUAUGAAAGAGAGGAGCUUGAUGCCAGUCGCAAGGCCACUAAGCCACAGAUAGAAGUUGCGCAUGCCAUGGACGAGCUAGAGGCUACUCCAAGCCAGAGCCCAGUCCGUGGGGUUGAGUCGGUGCGUCAGGCCUGCACAGUGCACAGAGAUCGCCGAGGCAGUUGCCCAGGUUGUGGCGGAAACCAUGAAAGGAAGAGUUGUCGUUUCAGGGAUGCUAUCUGCCGGACGUGCGGAAAGACAGGUCACAUCGCCAGGGUCUGUAGAUCGGCGGCGUCGGGAGCGACAGGAGCACCUAGACUGGAGCAUUGCAGACCGCCCACAGCAACUCGUUUUCUAAAGGACUGCCACUACGUAACGGAGAUCAAUGGGAGGGCCGUGCAGUUUCCAGCGCAAGGCAAGGCACACGUCAAGGUGAAGAUUGAGGGUCAGCAGUGCGACAUGGAGGUGGACUCCGGAUCUGCAUUCACCAUCGUGUCAGACCAGACCGCGAAGACAUUCUUCCCCAGGGGUAAGUUGCCCCCUCUGGAGCCCUUUCCGGCAACCUUGCAGUCGUACUCAGCAGGCCGCAUCCAUGUUAUGGGAAUGUGUGCCGUGAGAGUACAGUUCCGGGACAAACAGGCUGUACUCAAACUGGUGAUUGCGAAGGGCAGUCGCCCCAGUCUCCUGGGCACUGACUGGUUCCCUGCCCUGGGACUGAGUAUCUCAGGGCUUAAUUCAAUCCAAACCUGCCCUGAGAUGAGCGAGGUAUUAUGCAAGGAAUUUGCUGGUCUCUUUAAUGGAAAACUGGGUUGUUAUGAAGGGCCCCCAGUUGACUUCGAGUUGGACCCCGGGGUGGCUCCAAUCCGACUCAAACCAAGGCGAGUGCCAUUUGCACUGCAACCCAAGAUCGAGGCAGAGCUGGAUAAAUUGGUCAAGCAGGGAGUUCUCUCACCCGUGGACUCUGCUAAGUGGGAGACUCCAAUCGUCACGCCCCUUAAAGCAAAUGGGGAAGUCAGGAUAUGUGCAGAUUACAAAUGUACUAUCAAUAAGGCACUCAGGGGAAACUCAUACCCCAUUCCAGUUGUAUCACAUCUGUUGGCUAAACUGGCUGGGGGCAAGGUGUUCGCCAAAAUUGACCUGGCACAAGCUUACCAACAGCUGCCAGUAACCCCACAAUCAGCGGAAGCACAGACUAUUGUCACACAUAAAGGGGCGUUCAGAGUUAACAGAUUACAGUUCGGAGUUUGUGUGGCCCCAGGGAUUUUUCAAGGGCUCAUGGAACGCCUGUUAAGAGGUCUGCCGGGGGUCUUGCCAUUUUUUGAUGACGUUUUGAUUGCUGGAAAAGACCCACAGGAACUGGUUGCGCGUGUCCGUGCAGUGUUGCUCAAGUUCAAGGAGGUGGGGUUGCAACUGAAAAAGGAAAAAUGCAGUUUUGGGGUGCCAACGGUGGAUUUCUUGGGGUUUAAAAUUGAUGCAUCAGGCAUCCACCCCACAGAUGCUAAGAUUAAGGCCAUCAUCGAGGCACCACGACCACAGAACAAGACGGAGUUGCAGUCAUUCCUGGGACUUAUUAACUUUUAUCAUUCGUUCUUACCCCAGAAAGCUUCGGUAGCUGAACCAUUACAUAGACUAUUGCAGAAAAAGAAUGUGUGGCGAUGGGGGCGGGAGCAGCAGAAGGCUUUUGACUCCUUGCGAGGAAUGCUGAGUAGCAGGAGCGUCCUUGCUCAUUAUGAUGAGUCAAAGCCGCUGGUCCUGGCAUGUGAUGCCUCUCAAUACGGUCUGGGGGCUGUGCUGAGUCAUAGGGAACCGGAUGGGUCGGAAAAGCCCAUCUCUUUCUAUUCCCGUACGUUGUCGCCCACGGAGCGCAACUAUGCUCAAAUUGAUAAAGAGGCACUGGCUAUUGUGUCCGGAAUCAAAAGGUUCUAUGAUUAUUUGUACGGUCGCCAUUUCUCCAUUGAAACGGACCACAAACCACUGUUAGGGUUGUUCAACCCAAACAAACAAACGCCACAAAUUCUCUCCCCCAGAAUGUUGCGUUGGUCAAUAUUCCUGAAUGGGUUCCAGUACACCUUGACCCAUGUGCCGGGGAAACAGUUGUGCCACGCUGAUGCGCUGAGUCGAUUGCCCCUUCCUGGCGGGAGCAAUGAGGAUCCUGCUCCGGCGGAGCACAUUAUGAUGCUAGAAACACUUCCGGGGGCUCCUGUAACAGCUACUGAUAUAGCUGAGAAAACGAGGAAAGAUGCUGUUCUCUCCCGUGUGCUCACUUGGGUGGGGAGGGGGUGGCCAGGUGGUCCGCAUGAAGAAAAAUUCAGGCCUUAUGCGACAAGGCAGCACGAAUUGUCCAUGCAUAAGGGUUGUCUCCUAUGGGGAGAUAGGGUGAUCAUCCCAGCACCACUGAGAAACAGGGUUCUUGAGACGCUGCACAUGGGACACCCGGGAAUGGUCAGGAUGAAGUCGCUAGCCCGAUGUUAUGUGUGGUGGCCUGGAAUGGACCAGAACAUAGAACAAUGGGUACGAACAUGCAAGGCAUGCCAAGAGGUGCGGCCAGAAGUGGCCAGAGCACCAGUCCACUGGUGGGAGCAGUCCAGGACUCCCUGGAGCCGGCUGCACAUAGAUUUUGCUGGGCCAUUCCAAGGGAAGGUCUUUUUGGUUAUCGUUGAUGCAUAUUCCAAAUGGUUAGAAGUGGCGAUGGUCCCUAGCAUGGCAUCAGCUGCCGUAAUCAAGGUGUUGAGGCAGCUGUUUGCAACCCACGGGUUACCUGAGACCAUUGUAUCAGAUAAUGGGGCAGCUUUUGUAUCCCAAGAAUUCAGGGCAUUCUUGGCUGAUAACUUCAUAAGAGGGGUCACAUCCGCGCCCUUUCACCCAUCCUCCAAUGGGCAGGCUGAGCGCAUGGUAAGAACAGCCAAAGAAUCCAUUGCGCGCUUAAUGGAGGGUAACUGGUCGGCUCGCAUUGCACGAAUGUUAUUUUUGCAGCAUGCGACGCCGUGUACUGCGACGGGCAAGUCGCCAGCCGAGCUGCUCUUAGGUAGAAGACUGGUAACGGUGCUGGAUUAUGUCCACCCAGAUAAAAUGCCAAACCGUAAUUCAAGAGCAACCCCCCAGGCUGAGACUGACACAACAAGGUAUCUCGCCCCUGAAGAUCUGGUCUGGGUGAGGAACUAUUCACGAGGUCCGCGGUGGGUGGCUGGUGUGAUCACCCGGGCUAGUGGACCUGUGUCCUAUUAUGUGACCUUGGAAAAUGGGCAAGUUUGGAAGAGACAUAUAGAUCAGCUGAGGCGCCGGGCGCUCAGCAGGGAGGAGUCAGAUAAUUCAUCCCUGGCUAAUGACGCACAGCUGCGAGACCAGAGUGAAAAUGGUCCAGAGGUGCAGUCACCAGGGACUUCAGCAAAUGAACCAGGGUCUGCUAGUCCUCAUGAUGACGAGGUACAGGUCGGGGACCCUGAGAUGUCUGGGACUCCCUCUGUUCCUGAUGAAACCCCUAUAGCAGCUCCUCCACCACAGGUAACACCCAAUCCAGAACCUGCAACACCUGUUGUCAAGAGAUCAGGUAGAAGUUGUAGGACCCCACAGUACCUGAGGGAUUACGUCUGCUGUGCUCACUAGGGGGGGAGGGGUGUUGUGUAUUGAGUCAAAGGAUUUUAUAUCUGUAUUAUUAUUGUCCGUAUUUGCAUUAGGAUAAAGUAACUGCCUUUUGGUCCCAGAGGGUACAGCUACUAUUGGUUCAUUUAAGCUGCUGUAUUUGGAUCCUCUGUCUUAUUGGUUUCCUCCAAAAGGCAGCACUGUGAUUGCGUGAUAUUGUUCCCUCCAAAAUGUAUCCCUUCCUAGCUAGUCCCCUGUCCCUAUAAAUGUAGCUUUCCUCUCCUCAGUCUUCAGUCUUGUUCACUUUAAUAAAGAGCUGUUACUAGAGAACUGUCUCCAGCAUGUUUUGUCAAGAGAGCUGAAAUCACAAACCCCACGUCACAACACUACUAAUGUAAAAACACGCUGAUUCCCGGACCGUCCGAGGGCGAGAUUUAGAAGACAAUUGGGCCGCAUCUGGCCCACGGGCCUUAGGUUGCCUACCCCUGUGUUCGACCUUUAAAAUAUGCCCUUUCAAGUGAGCUCAAGUUUCCCUCCUCCCCUACCUUAGAAAGAAGACCAGUUUGGUAAGUUAAAAAAAUAUUUAAUUACAAGCUCUCAAUAGGUCAGACUAGUGUGCUUCAAAAAAGUUGCACAGGCAUUAAUACUUGGGUUAUUGGUGAAAAUGCUAAAUUAUUGGUACAGAAACUCAAGAAUGGCUGAAGAAAGCCAUGCGGUUUGAGCUCGAGCAACCAGCUCAAACCUCAUUAUAUGUUGAGCUUCUCAAGCCGACUGGGAGGACAAUAAAGUCUUGAUUACCUAGUUCCUCUCAAGGUGAGGGGAAGUGGAUAUUGCUAAGCCUGGCAGGAAAGCUUACUCUGUGGUAUUAACCCCUUCGUGUUAAUUAGACUUAAGCAUGUUGGUUAUAUGAGGCUGAUUAUCCCACAGAUUAUAUAUCUCAG
Molecule: messenger RNA, 15009 nt
Organism: Zootoca vivipara (common lizard)
Lineage: Eukaryota; Metazoa; Chordata; Lepidosauria; Squamata; Lacertidae
Source: RefSeq, a predicted model, not a curated record